AGAAACGCGGCUUAACGCUGGUAAAUGGCAGUUGCAUGCGUUGCGUUGGGUGUAAACGGACGGACGUACGGUCGGACAGACAGCUGCAGUGUCAUCAUCUUGCUGUGGGUCUUGUUGUACGGAAACGGAGCGUGAAGUGUCGGAGGAGGUUCGGAAAAGGAGCGAGUUGCUACUAUGCCUCAGCGAGAACAAACGAAAGUCACGUUGCAAUUAACGUUGCCCGCCUGGCCGAGAGAACCCGCGAUGUAGCCUCUUACACUAGCUGAUUUCAUCGCGUUCGCGUUUAUUCCUCAUCGAUGUACCGAGAAGUAUCGGGAGCAUUUCGUGCUGCGUAUUCGAAGCCAGGUCGCAUGAAAUCUCCUGCUGUUGUUCUCGCAAAAACGUUCGUCUACCGUCGUCGUUGUCAUCCUUUGUCGUUAUUCUCGACGUUUCCAUCCUCCUUUGUAUCUUCGUUGCCACCAUCCUCAAGUGCCUUCUCUCUCCCUCUCACACGCUUUUGACUCGCUAUUUUCCGACUUCAAUCGCGCGAAAACCAGCGUACGCAUCGCAGAGUGACGUCCUAAUACGUUUGUUAAUUUGCAACACGAUGUGAGGUGGAUGAUUCAUUUCAAAAUGCAUCGCAUUUAUUAAACAUCUCCAAAUUAAAUGGAUUUUCUUGUCAACUGAAAGACAAAGUGUUCUUAUUUGAUACAUAAAAUAAGAGGGAAAAAAUGUCCCAACUAAGUAUUAGUACUGGAAAGAGAGGGAGGAGUGUUGCAAGCUCUUCCGCUUCUACUGUAUCGUCUCUGAGCAGUUCAACUGACUUAGCAAGCCUCUUUGAGUGUCCAGUUUGUUUUGAUUAUGUUCUUCCACCGAUUUUACAAUGCCAGAGUGGACACCUUGUUUGUAGUAAUUGCAGACCAAAGCUUAACUGCUGUCCUACCUGUAGAGGUCCAUUAGGUAAUAUCCGAAAUCUAGCAAUGGAAAAGGUAGCGGGUAACGUAAUGUUCCCUUGCAAAUAUUCAACAAGUGGAUGCACAGUUUCACUCGUACAUACUGAGAAGGCAGAUCAUGAAGAUGCAUGUGAAUUCCGUCCAUACAGUUGUCCUUGUCCAGGUGCUUCUUGUAAAUGGCAAGGGUCUCUUGAGCAAGUAAUGCCACAUCUUGUUAUGAGUCACAAAAGCAUUACAACCCUUCAAGGGGAAGACAUUGUUUUUUUAGCAACAGAUAUUAAUCUCCCAGGUGCAGUGGAUUGGGUAAUGAUGCAAUCCUGUUUCGGACAUCAUUUUAUGCUAGUGCUUGAAAAGCAAGAAAAAUACGAUGGGCAUCAACAAUUUUUUGCAAUUGUUCAACUGAUUGGUUCGAGAAAACAAGCAGAAAAUUUUGCUUACAGACUGGAAUUGAAUGGGCAUAAAAGGCGCUUAACAUGGGAAGCCAUGCCGCGUUCUAUUCACGAGGGUGUUUCAUCCGCUAUUUUAAAUUCAGACUGCCUUGUAUUUGACACUUCGAUCGCGCAAUUAUUUGCCGAUAACGGAAAUCUAGGAAUUAAUGUUACAAUUUCUAUGGCAUGAGGAAAGCUGGAAAAAGCAGUGUAAAAUCUUCUAAACUGUUGAUUUUAUUUCAGUCUUUGUACUGAAGGUUGCCGUUUAUGUACAUACAGCAUUUCUUUUUUUUUACGUUACCACAGAUAAAUAUUAGCAAUAUGGCUGUUAGGAAAUGUUUGGAAUGUGUUGUGAUGAAACACAGUGAUCAAACGCUCAGUUACAGGACCUCUCUCUUGAAGCUUUAAAGUGUACUUGUAUGUGAUAUUGACAUUACACAUGGAAAUAAUAAAUAAUCUUUCAGCAUAUUUGUGCUGACUUUAAAGCUUUGCACUGAGUAUAACAUCAAUUCCAAAAUGUACCUGACACCUAUUGCACAUUGUUAUCAUGUUCUUUUAGUCACAUUUUACUGAGCCAAUUUUUGUGAAAACAAUUUCAAUUUUUAUGCUUUCCAAUGUAAACAUCGUUCUUUAUAGAAAUACCGAUAUAUUUUAUAGAAAAGAAUAUACUUUUCAUCGCGAGAUCAAUUAUGAUCUGCUGAUAUACACUAUGGCAUUGAAAGCAAAAAUUGAAAGCACAUACCUGAAGAAAUCCUUCAUACGUAAUCGUCGUACUUGAAUUAAGCAUACAUCACUAUGCUUAUUUAUUUUUCAUAUAGAAAUUUCGUGUGCUCGCAUAUUUAUUGUAACCUUUUAACUUUGUCUAUAAUUGUGAUUAAACAAUCUUUUUUUUUAAUAAAUUUAUUCUUAUUUUUUUUAAUUAAAAUAUGCAUUACUAUUAAGAGACUACAGUUUGUUGACCAUGCGAGAAAUCAUAUCAAAUCAAAAGUUAGUUAUAAGUUCGCAAAUAUGCUGCUGAGAAUUUAAACACGGAAUUAUGAUUUACUUCUUAUAAGAAAUUUUUUAACUCGUGGAUUAUUACUCGUGAUGAGCAUUACAAUGAUUGAUAAUAUUAUUAUGUACAUUAAUUAUAUGAAGAAAAAGAAUUCGGGUAUAUGUAUCAGCAAUAUAUACGGGAACACGAAAGUAGUUGGUAUACGAUAAACAAAAGCAAAAUAAUAGAGUAAAAUUGCGCAAUUUCAUCAAUUUUUUACCGAAAUGAACAAAUUUGUACAAGAAGAAAUUACAGUUUCAGGAAUACAUAGUUCCAUCAAAUUGUGGCAUAGUAGUUUCGUAAAUAAUAAGUGACACUGUAUAUAAUCUCUAAAUUAUUGUCCGUAUAAAUCUUUCGACUGUAAUCUUCAAGAAUGUAAUCUUCAAACAUUGAUUUUCAAGGAAUUUAUGAGAAUUUAGCGAUGUAAAAAGUCACAUACGAGUAAACUGAAAUUCAAUUUAGUAUGAUAAUUAUAAAGUUACACAAAGUUCAUUAAUUGAAGCGAAUGGAAAUUAAAAUGGCACGAGCUUGACCCUAAUCAAAUUUGAGAUUCUCAGGUCAAAAAAGAAUAAAAAGGAGUCGUUUUUACGUUAUCACGAGUCGCAUAUAAAUUGCUUGAACAUUCCAGACGUGAAAAGUUAAUGUAAAUAGAAUAAAUUUUACAUGUGAUAAAAUUA
Molecule: messenger RNA, 3070 nt
Organism: Frieseomelitta varia
Lineage: Eukaryota; Metazoa; Arthropoda; Insecta; Hymenoptera; Apidae
Product: E3 ubiquitin-protein ligase SIAH1-like
Exons: 5
Coding region: 711-1550 (279 amino acids)
Biological process (GO): proteasome-mediated ubiquitin-dependent protein catabolic process; multicellular organism development
Cellular component (GO): cytoplasm
Molecular function (GO): zinc ion binding; ubiquitin conjugating enzyme binding; ubiquitin protein ligase activity
Source: RefSeq, a predicted model, not a curated record